AUGAGGACCAGGCUGAGACUUCUGCUACUGCUGGCAACAGCGGUGUGCGUAUCUUAUGCACAAACCAACAACAACAGCGUCAAUGAAAGCAGGCAGCCCCAGGCCCAGCCACAGACCCAGCCACAACAGCGCAGCGUCUGGGAUGAGCCCAUUCGAUUCAAUACCAAGAGCAAAGAUUCCUGCACCAUGGUAGUGUCCGGAGUGGGGGACUAUACCCGCCUGCGUGUGUCCUGCAAAAGCCAGACUGGUGGACAGUCCUACUACUGUGACUUCCAAGGCAAACCCAACCUCUGUCGGCCGUACAACCUCAACCCACGCCACUACUUCACCCAGAUGAUGUGGGAGCUCAGGAAGCAGAACAACGCAUGUCAGGGACCCAAGGUUUACCGCCCCGCAAUGUGCAAGAAGUACCCAGACGAAGCUCACAUGACCUACCUGUCUGCCUACCCCAAACCUGCUACCCCAAAGCCUUCCAAGCCUGUGCAGGAGCCUCGCAAACCAGUGGUGCCAGUAACCCAGCCAAAACCUGUCACAACUCCCAAACCAGUGAAGCCUCAGCCACAGCCGGUCAGACCCCAGCCAGGGAAGACCCCCCAGGCCAAGAAGACCACUCCCAAACCUGCGAAGACCACUACUCGUCCCACGGAGCAAUCUGAAACCAAGGCAUCUCGCAUUGCUACGGAGUAUUGCUGGAGGAGUUUCCAUGGUAUCUGCACCUACUUCAUCGGCUGGUUCCAAAACUGA
This is a messenger RNA of Knipowitschia caucasica, 744 nucleotides long. The record is from the annotation of a GenBank genome assembly. Lineage: Eukaryota; Metazoa; Chordata; Actinopteri; Gobiiformes; Gobiidae.